This is a messenger RNA of Prorocentrum cordatum, 604 nucleotides long. NCBI's taxonomy places the organism in Eukaryota, Dinophyceae, Prorocentrales, Prorocentraceae. The record is from the annotation of a GenBank genome assembly.
ACGGUAUUCCUUGCGAAGACGCUAUUCCCUGUGAAGACGGUGAAGGCGCUAUUCCCUGUGAAGACGCUGUUCCGGGUGAAGACGCUAUUCCCGGUGAAGACGCUAUUCCCGGUGAAGACGCUGUUCCCGGUGAAGACGACGCUAUUCCCGGUGAAGACGCUAUUCCGGGUGAAGACACUAUUCUUUGUGAAUGCGCUAUUCCAGGUGAAGAUGCUAUUCCGGGUGAAGACGCUAUUCCAGGUGAAGACGCUAUUCCCGGUGAGGACUCUCUUCCCUGUGAAGACGCUAUUCCCGGUGAAGACGCUAUUCCCCGUGAAGACGCUAUUCCCGGUGAAGACGCUGUUCCGGGUGGAGACGCUAUUCCUGGUGAAGACGCUAUUCCCGGUGAGGACGCUCUUCCUGGUCAAGACAUCAUUCCGGGUGACGACACUAUUCCCGGUGAUGAUGCUAUUCCCGGUGAAGACGCCAUUCCCGGUGAAGACGCUAUUCUGGGUGAAGAUGUUAUUCCGGGUGAAGACGCUAUUCCAGGUGAAGGCGCUAUUCCUUGUGAAGACGCUAGCUAUUUCGGGUGAGUACGCUAUUCCCAGUGAAGACGCUAUUCCGG